Messenger RNA from Sodiomyces alkalinus F11, 1297 nucleotides. RefSeq lists its product as hypothetical. The coding region runs from base 4 to 825 and encodes 273 amino acids. Lineage: Eukaryota; Fungi; Ascomycota; Sordariomycetes; Glomerellales; Plectosphaerellaceae. The record is from RefSeq and is a predicted model, not a curated record. The transcript has 5 exons. Gene Ontology annotation, biological process: dephosphorylation. Gene Ontology annotation, molecular function: phosphoprotein phosphatase activity.
UCGAUGACCAGGAAUUGCACUAUCUUACCCCAGAGAACGCCCAGGCGCUUAAAAGAAGGCGUGCUCUAUCGUGCUGCUAGACCAGAUGACGCAUCCGUCUACGACGCAACCCGUCUUCGGGAAGACCUGGGAAUCAGAUCUGUUAUUGACCUUCGUACUGAGACUGAGCUUCUCAAGCAGGCCCAGAAGGGUCAAGAAGAUCGUCGUGACGCUUCCGUUGAGAAUGAACGGUUUCCGAUUCCGAUCCCAGGGUUGAGAUACCGCCAUGUCAGCGUCGCCGGCCGCGCACUGGAGCGCCACAUGCUACGCCAGCUUUCAUGGUGGAGUUUCAUCAAAGUGAUCUUCUGCUACCUCUUUGGGUAUCGCAUCCAGGGCCUUGCUAUAAUAGCCCGGGAAGUCCUGCGUCCGCGUGGACUGAUUGGCAUGGCCUUAGACAUGUUGGACCAAUCCCAACAGGAAGUCGCCACGGUCUUGAGAUCCCUCCUCGAGCUGGAUGGGUUACCAACGCUUAUCCACUGCACCCAAGGCAAAGACAGGACGGGCCUCGUUAUCGCACUCAUCGUGAUGAUCGUGGGAGUCCCUAUGCCCGCUAUCGAACAUGAUUACGCGCUAAGCGACGUGGGUCUUGUCCAGGACAAGAAACAGAGACUUGAGGAGCUCCGGGAGAUUGACUUGCCGGAUGACUGGCACAGUACUGCUCCUGGCAUGAUCGCAGCCAUUUCAGAACAUCUAACUCAUCGAUACGGAGGCCUUAAUUGCUAUCUGGACGCCAUCGGGUUUGGACUAACCGAGAGGAGCCAACUACGUGAGCGAGUCUUAUACUAGAGCUAGAUCAUCAUUGUCGCCAGCGUAGAUGCUUCUGGGGAGUUGCAUAGCUGUGCCUGCCGUCACUUGCUUGAUACGAUGGAUAAUUGUUAUUGGGAUGGUUCCUCUCUUUUUCUAAAUCGACCCUGCAUCCAGCACCUGUACAUCUUGAGUUUGCGCGCCCGGUUGACGAGCAAUCGCCUGUCGACACCGAGGAAGUCGAUCUCGAAGCCUGGGUAGGGCUCGUCAGCUUCGUCCUCAAACUUCCCGGUCCAGAUGCACUCGAGUUCAUCUUUCUCAAAGAAGUAAACUCGGGUGCCGUCGCCCCGCACGUAGAAGUUCUCGGCCAUAUAUCGGCCCUUUUUGAACCUGACCUGCGCCAGAUCCCCUCUUCCAUAGUCUCGGAAGCAGACCUGGCCGCCAGGUUUGAGCAGGCGGUGGACAUUGGAGGCGGCCUUUUUCCAUUGAUUGGGCGCAAGGGCCGAGAAUAUGA